Molecule: messenger RNA, 1066 nt
Organism: Heterocephalus glaber (naked mole-rat)
Lineage: Eukaryota; Metazoa; Chordata; Mammalia; Rodentia; Bathyergidae
Source: RefSeq, a predicted model, not a curated record
UCCCACCCACAGCCAAGGAUUUGGGGUCCCGUCUGGGUCUCUGCUAUAGGAAGGCAGGAAAGACAAGCUGCUAUGGGCACAGGGAGACAGAUGUCACAGAUGUCACAGGAUGAGCCAAGGACCAAUGGGUGGAAACUGCAGUGUCAUCCAGGAGCUCCGUUCCAGCAGCGGGUGGGACAGGUUUGGGAAGAAGAGCCUGUGCUGAAAGUGACCCGAGCAGACACCGGGCUCAGUGUGGUUCCUACCCAAAGGCAAGGCUUGAGUCUUGAGCUCCUCCCCAGCAGGUGUGUGAGUGUGGAGCAGCAGGGGGCCUGGGUCCCCUCCAGGGCGCACUGGUCCUGGUCCGUGCCUGGCAGGCCCUGCAGCGCCUCGUGUUCCCAUCCUACCCAGGCUCUCCGCCCCAGCCUCCAGCUCAAGCCCCCAGGGGUUGACCAGGUCCCUCCCCAGCCAGAGCUGCCAUCCUCCAGGCUGGGGCGGAGGUGCCCGCAGGCCCCACUCUGCGGCUCACAGUGCUGUCUUGCCCUGGCCUCACCCGCAGGCAGAGACCCGGAAGUCAACCAGGAAGCCCUGGAGGAGUUUGAGAAGGUGGUGGAGGCCAGAGGCCUCAAGACAGACAGCAUCUCCAUCCCCAAGCAGAGGGGUAGGAAGGGCACCGCGCUGCCCGCCCCGGGGUCACUGAGGAAGGGCCAGGCGCAGCUGGCUCUGGGUCUCCUCGCUGGGGCCCGGGAGAUGCUGGCUGACAGAGGCUCCCGGGGUCCUGUGGAAUUCCCGGGGCCCCAACCCUGGUUUUCUCUCUUCAGCAGAAGCCUGCUCUCCAGGAAGCGCCUAGGGCCGGAGAGCCGGGCUCUGAAGCGGCCGUGGCGGCCCCACCGGAGCCCCCCCGCGACACACACCGGCCAGCCCCGCCGCCUGCCUCCCCGCGCCCCUCUCCCGUUCCGGAAUAAACAGCUUCAGCCGCUCCCGGACUCUUCCUUCCUGUCUGUGGGGUCCGGGGAGCCCCAGGGGGACUUCUGAGAGGGGAGCGGACGGGGAAGUGGGCGGAAAGGACCCGAGGGUCCAGCGCGUC